AUGGUUGCUGGCGAUGGUUCUCGGGGCCCUAUGGUCGAGGGUAUAUGCGUGGCAUUUGCUGUCUUGACAUUCGUUGUCUUGUCUCUUCGUCUUUUUUCGCGCAUUGCUAUCUCGGGUCGAAUGGGCAUUGAUGACUGCCUCAUUAUUGGCGCUUGUGUCUUUUCGUGGUCAUUUAUUGGUGCCAUACUUGUCGCGGUCAAACAUGGACUGGGAAAACACAUUGUGGACGUCGACCCGACCGAGAUCGUCGACUAUUCUUUUGCCGUCUGGCUAAGCACAAUGUUCUAUCUUGCAACACUCGGAUUCAUCAAAACCUCCGUCCUAUGCUUCUAUACUCGCCUCGGAGAUCCCUAUCUCACUCGCCUGUCCUGGGUUAUGAUAGGAGUUAUCGCGGCACAGGCAAUCUCAUUCGUUCUCGUGGCUGCAUUUCAAUGUCGACCCGUUAGCAUGGCCUGGACUGGCAUUGGACCUGGAAAAUGCGUCACCAUCAACCUUUUCCACCUGUGCAACGCUGCCCUAAACAUUAUCACCAAUCUCUUGACUUUUACCUUGCCCAUCAAGGUAGUCUUUAAUCUCCAGAUACCUCGGGAACAGAAGAUCAUUCUCGGCAUAACCCUCUGUCUUGGUCUUUUCGCUUGUGUCUCUUCGAUCAUCCGAAUCACCUACAUCCCUACCAUGGUUAACUCAGAUGACUCCACCUACGCCAUCAGCGGUGCCAUGUACUGGUCGGUCAUCGAAACCAACGUCGGCAUCCUCGCUGCCUCGAUCCCGUCAUUCAAGGCGCUUGCCUCUCGUUUCCUGCCUCACUGCAUCGGCGAAUACACCAGUGGGAAAAAAUAUGGCGCCUGGUCAAGCGACAACACUACCCCGCGGUAUCCAUCUGGAUUCGCCAAGGUCACAGAUCCCAAAAGCAUCACUAUGGACACGAUCAACUGCAAGGAGGAUGGUACCAUGGGAACUAAAAUUGGCGCAGCUAGCAACUCCAGCGAGGAGCGCAUUAUCCCUCAUGGCAAGAUCUUCGCUCACACGGAGAUAGAAACUACCUUUGAAAGAAAUGAUUCUAGAAGCUGCAGUUCUUCGCUCGAGCGGCCUCGUCAAUGA
This is a messenger RNA of Penicillium vulpinum, 1101 nucleotides long. Its product is annotated as putative integral membrane protein Pth11-like. The record is from RefSeq and is a predicted model, not a curated record. Bases 1 to 1101 code for a protein of 366 amino acids. Lineage: Eukaryota; Fungi; Ascomycota; Eurotiomycetes; Eurotiales; Aspergillaceae. The transcript is spliced from 6 exons.